Ornithodoros turicata is the source of this 2731-nucleotide messenger RNA. RefSeq names its product torsin-1A-like. Bases 248 to 1282 code for a protein of 344 amino acids. The record is from RefSeq and is a predicted model, not a curated record. Lineage: Eukaryota; Metazoa; Arthropoda; Arachnida; Ixodida; Argasidae. Gene Ontology annotation, biological process: cellular response to misfolded protein. The transcript is spliced from 5 exons. Gene Ontology annotation, molecular function: ATP binding; ATP hydrolysis activity.
UUUAUCUCGGCACUUUUGUUCUGCCGAUUUGCUUUUUCGCGCAUCAAUUGUUGUAGUAGCAGAAUGAAGAAAUGUUCUUAAAAUUAUUUUUCACGCACAAAACGUAGCCAAAUCUGAACUAGUCCAUGUGCGGCUUGUGGGCCAAUAAGAUUAUCAAAUUUCCAAAAUGGCUGUGGCGUUCUGAAGCAGUAACCGGGGUCGAAACAAACUGCAUAUCUGAACAAAACGCAGUUAUAUCGUUUUGACAAUGCAGCUAAGAAGCAAGACAGUUUGCUACAUCUUCAUAGGUCUCCUAUUGAACUUACACCCUUGUAAUGCCGUUGAGCCAGUGACUGUUAUUGGCGGUAUUACUGCUAUUGGUGUUUCGGUACUUUACGCUGGAUGGCGAGCAGUGCAGUGUAAAUACAACGAGUGCUGUGCAACACCUUGGGUUAAAGAUAACAUAAAAGGUUUAGAGAAUACGAUGCGAACAAGGCUUCACGGGCAGCCCUUGGUGCAUCAAACCGUGACCGGUGCCAUCAAGGAACAUCUGCGAAAUCCUAAUCCGAGGAAAGCAUUGGUGCUCUCUUUCCAUGGGUGGACAGGCGGAGGAAAAAAUUACGCGAGCACAAUGAUUGCGGACGCCCUUUAUGAGAAUGGCAUGGACAGCAAAUUUGUCCACCUUUACGUUUCCACAAAGCAUUUUCCACAUCAGGAUGAAGUACCAAAAUACAAGAAACAACUUCAUCAGGAAAUUGAGGGAAAAGUGAGGGAAUGUGCCAGAGCUUUGUUUAUUUUCGAUGAAAUUGAUAAGAUGCCCAACGGAUUGAUUGACGUCAUCAAACCGUACCUCGAUUUUCACAAGGCACUCGAUGGGGUCGACUAUAGGAAGGCCAUAUUCAUUUUUCUCAGCAAUACUGCUGGUGAUGUGAUCGCGAGGUCGUCACUCUCUGCAUGGAAGGAUGGAAUAGACCGAAACAAGAUAAGGCUCAGUGAGAUGGAAAAGCUUGUCGGGCUUGGAAGCUUCAAUGAGAAAGGUGGCCUCUACCGAGCCGACAUUGUGGAGAAGAACCUGAUCGACGUUUUUAUUCCGUUCCUGCCUCUAGAGCGAAAACAGAUAAUCGCUUGCAUCGAAGACGAAUUCAAGCGACGUGGCAUUAAGAUGCCUCACAAAAGGGUAUUGGAAGAAAUAGCGGACGACUUGGAUUAUAUCCCAUCUGAAUAUAACUUAUAUUCUUCCACUGGCUGUAAGAAAGUGCACCAAAAGGUUACUCAGCACUUGGGUUUCCGAGAAGAAAUCUGAGUGCUGUUACGCGCACAGUUUCUUUUUUUUUCUUUUUUUUUCAACACAGUACAUAAUUGGAAGCAAGAGGUCUGGAAUGGAUGGCACAUACACAUUUUUCCACGAGCAGGAGCAGAGAAUGCUCUAAGCUUACAUGGAUAUCGAUCCACUCACUUGUCAAGAGUAAUUUAUGCAGGGCAUGUGCAUUUGUGGAGAGAAGUGUAUAGAAAAUUGUGGGAGACUUCGAAACAAAGGUGAAGAAAUAUAACAGAAAAAUGUGCUGACAUCCAGUGAAGCCAGACCAAAAAUACUUUGUGCUACCCAAGUGAUACAUACUGGGUGCCACCCUCGCUGAUUAAUUUAUUGCCAGUGUGCCUUCAAGGCUGAUUGACUACAGAAUACUGUGGCUGAGAGCUGAGCUGUGUGUUGAAUGCUGCUUCCGACUUUAUCGAUCUCCCUUCUUAGUCAAAAGUAGGACAUACUGGUGGAGGCAGUAAUGUGUUUAGAUGCUUUCUUUGCCAAAUUAUCGAGGCAUUUUAGUUCAGUCCCCUCUUCCUUAUGAGCGGUUAUCGAAUAAUCUGUACAGAAUCUCUAUGUUCCUACAACUUUUUCGAGCUGGCGCUGCGUUCAAAAGGACAUGCUUAGUUAUUGCAGAGCUUCUUCAAUAACCAGACAUGAAACAAGGAUGUUUCAAAUUUUCCUCCUUUUAUAUUAACCGUAUCUGUUUCAGCAAGCCGAAAAAGGGGGCGAAAGUAUGGGGUGGGGGGAAAUAUAUAUGUACAGACCUAUUUUUAUAGUCAAACGUAAAAGGACUGUACGAAGAAUUGUGAUGUGUAAAGUUACUUUCUAGUCUUAUUUAUCUUUGGUUUAAAUUACACGGGGGAAUCCAUACAACGAAAGCCAUGUCAGUGUUUUCUUUUUUUCUUUACGACCAUGCAUCUAUGUGAUUGUACUCUUCAAAGUACAGCGCCAAGCUUCCUUGAAACCCUUGUGAUUUCUUUCGGUGAUAAAUUCUUACCUUAAUACUCUGUUCAGCAUUUAUGGAAGUCAUUGCACUGCAAGACUCAGCAGGAGCAUUGCAUUUUUGAAGUGUCACCACUUGGACUCUCUUUUAUAUGCAGUGACAGUUGCAAGGAACAUUUAGUAUUGCUUAUUCUUAAUGAGGCACUUAAUUGUAAUGUCAUGUUCUGUAUCAUUUCAUGCUGGGCAAUGCACUGCUGCAUAAAAAUGUCAAUUCUGUUGCUUCUACUGUGUUCAGUGCACAUUAUAUACCACAUUGAGAUGCUUGUUCUGGCUAACACCUGUUUUAGUUAUGUAUUAUCUGUGUGCAAGUACAUCAUCAUUCGUACAGCCUUACUAAUUGUGUGAUCACCAAGCAAUUUUUACACCUUGGAAAAAUUUUGUUUACACUGUAGAGAUCUCUAGCACUUUUGUUUAUGAAGUGAAAAUAAAUGGAUUGUUUGACUGUUA